AAAUGACUUUGACAGAGGUGAACGGAAAUUUAAAGUUUAAAGCCACGCAUAUUAAAAUCACUGUUGUGUUUAUGCUCGGGGUAUAUAAUGCAGUGAUUGUGUGUUUUGAAAUGCAAGAGUAGAAAAGUGUCACAGUUUAUUGACGUUUCGGUAACAGUAAUGAACCAUACCUAUUGCUGGAUGCCUGCGGUUGAAGGUCUGUUCAGCUGCUCUGACCCAGCUGUGUGGAGAGGAGUGUAUGAGAAAUACUGGGCAGUAGUGGAGGCCAAGUCCACAGGGAAAGGUAAAGCAGGGAAACUGCUGGCGCUGGAUAAAUGGUACCAGGAAGAGCUCCCUAAGCUGAUCUCCGCCCGGUCUGAGCCUCAUGUGACCCGCGACGACCUGAGCAAGCUCAUGGAAUGGAAACUAACGAGGGGUAAGUUCCGGCCGCGGCUGCAGCAGCUGAUCGAGUCUAACAGCGCUGAGACGGUGAUGAGCUGCAGCAAGAAGGCCUUCGCCCUGCUGCCCAACGUGGAGGCGGCCAUCACCGAGCUGAGCACGCUGAAGGGCAUGGGCCCCGCCACCGCAUCAGCGGUGUUGGCAGCAGGAGCUGGAGAUGAGGCCGCCUUCAUGGCAGAUGAGAGUGUGGAGAGCAUUCCGGAACUCCGCCCAGUGCAGUACACAGCCAAACACUACAGGCUCUACCUGGAUAAAAUCACCCAGAAGACCAAACACCUCAACACAGUGGACAGCGGAAAGGACUGGACUCCUCAUAAGGUGGAGUUGUGUUUAUGGGCAUGGGCAGUGGCCAACAAAUUACAACCAUCUCUAUUGAGCGGACUGAGUGAGUUUGAAGAGACCCUGACCAAUCAGAAGGCAACAAAGAGACCAGCGUCCUAUGAAAAGCCAGCUAAGAGGCAAAAAACAUAAAAUAUUGAAGGGGGAGGAAAGGGUUAGGCCCCAGUGGAAUGGCCACCAACACCGUGGGUCGCGCUGACGGGUACAGGGCCGUUGACAGUCCUCUGAAGGGACCCCCAUCCAUUACAUACAAUGUAAUGAAACCCCAAAUUUUGGGCCCCCUUUCUCCAUGGGCCUGGGACAACUGAGCCCUUAUUCACUGCAAUGCCAUUUCCGUUUGCUAUUGACCACAGCAUUGUUAAUACACGGAUAGUAGUUUGUUCAUGUGGAUCAGUGAAUUCAUUUUUUAUAGGCGCAUUCCAGUUUUUAGAAGGUUUAUCAUUUAUCAUACAGUUGCAAAAGUUGUUAUUUUUCUAUGUCUGUCAGGUUAUUACUGAGCAAAGAAAUAAUAAAUAUAUAUUUUU
This is a messenger RNA of Engraulis encrasicolus (European anchovy), 1301 nucleotides long. RefSeq lists its product as uncharacterized. Gene Ontology annotation, molecular function: catalytic activity. The record is from RefSeq and is a predicted model, not a curated record. NCBI's taxonomy places the organism in Eukaryota, Metazoa, Chordata, Actinopteri, Clupeiformes, Engraulidae. The transcript is spliced from 6 exons. The coding region runs from base 160 to 909 and encodes 249 amino acids. Gene Ontology annotation, biological process: DNA repair.